Messenger RNA from Vicugna pacos (alpaca), 2184 nucleotides. The record is from RefSeq and is a predicted model, not a curated record. NCBI's taxonomy places the organism in Eukaryota, Metazoa, Chordata, Mammalia, Artiodactyla, Camelidae.
GGGCUUCUCCCCUUCUCCAGGGUGAGAAGGGGCUAGGGUGAGGAGGUGCUGCUGCCAGAGCUCUCGGUGGAGUGUGGGAAGGCAACCUGGCGUUUUGUGGCAUCACAGACCUAGAAGAGGCCGUGGCAAGUGUCAGUGAAAGGAAGGAGGGAGAUCCCGGGGCAGAGUCCAGGGAGGCUCAAGGCUCCUCCACGCGCGCCCGCUGAACCCUGAGCGCCCUAAGCCUGGGCUGCGGGGAUGGGGCGGGCUGAAGCCGCCGCCAUGAUCCCGGGCCUGGCCCUGCUCUGGGCGGCAGUGCUGGGGGGUGCCGCCCCCAGCACCCCACGCCUUCGCCUCUCCUUCCAAGAGCUCCGGGCCCGGCAUGGUCUCCGGACCUUUAGGCUGGAGAGGACCUGCUGCUAUGAAGCUUUGCUGCUGGAUGAGGAGCGGGGACGCUUGUUUGUGGGCGCCGAGAACCUCGUGGCCUCCCUCAGCCUGGACAACAUUAGCAAGCGGGCCAAGAAGCUGGCCUGGCCGGCCCCUGUGGAAUGGCGUGAGGAGUGCAACUGGGCAGGGAAGGACAUUGGUACUGAGUGCAUGAACUUCGUGAAGUUGCUGCAUGCCUACAACCGCACCCACUUGCUGGCCUGUGGCACAGGGGCCUUCCACCCAACCUGUGCAUUUGUGGAGGUGGGCCACCGGCUGGAGGAGCCCGUGCUCCGCCUGGACCCUCAAAGACUAGAGGAUGGCAAGGGCAAGAGUCCUUAUGACCCCAGACAUCGGGCUGCCUCCGUGCUGGUGGGGGAAGAGUUGUACUCUGGAGUGGCCGCAGACCUCAUGGGCCGUGACUUUACCAUCUUCCGCAGCCUGGGCCAGCGUCCAAGUCUCCGAACAGAGCCACAUGACUCCCGCUGGCUCAACGAGCCCAAGUUCAUCAAGGUCUUUUGGAUCCCGGAGAGCGAGAACCCGGACGAUGACAAGAUCUACUUCUUCUUCCGUGAGUCAGCAGUGGAGGCCACGCCGGCACUGGGACGCCUGUCUGUGUCCCGAGUUGGCCAGAUCUGCAGGAACGAUGUGGGCGGCCAGCGCAGCCUGGUCAACAAGUGGACUACAUUCCUGAAGGCACGGCUGGUGUGCUCAUUGCCCGGCACUGAGGGUGAUACGAACUUUGACCAGCUCCAGGAUGUGUUCCUGUUGUCCUCACGGGAUCGCUGGACCCCACUGCUCUAUACUGUCUUCUCCACAUCCAGUAGUAUCUUCCAGGGCUCCGCAGUGUGUGUGUACAGCAUGAAUGAUGUGCGCCGGGCCUUCCUGGGACCCUUUGCACACAAGGAGGGUCCCAUGCACCAGUGGGUUUCCUACCAGGGCCGUGUCCCCUACCCCCGACCUGGUAUGUGCCCCAGCAAGACCUUUGGCACCUUCAGUUCCACCAAGGACUUUCCUGAUGAUGUCAUCCAGUUUGCCCGGAACCACCCCCUCAUGUACAAUUCAGUCCUGCCCAUGGGGGGGCGCCCUCUCUUCCUACAAGUGGGUGCUGGGUACACAUUCACCCAGAUUGCUGUGGACCGUGUAGCAGCUGCUGAUGGACACUAUGACGUCCUCUUCAUUGGCACAGAUGCUGGCACAGUGCUGAAGGUGAUCUCCGUCCCCAAGGGUAGCGGUCCUAAUGCCGAGGGGCUGCUCCUGGAGGAGCUGCACGUGUUUGAGGACUCAGCCACUGUUACUAGCAUGCAAAUCUCCUCCAAAAGGCACCAGCUGUACGUAGCAUCUCGGAGCGGGGUGGCCCAGAUCCCGUUGCACCGCUGCGCUGCCCACGGCCGCGCCUGUGCCGAAUGCUGUCUGGCACGUGACCCCUACUGCGCCUGGGAUGGGGCUGCAUGCACGCGCUUCCAGCCCAGUGUCAAAAGGCGGUUUCGUCGGCAAGACGUAAGGAAUGGUGACCCCAGCAUGCUGUGCUCCGGAGACUUGUCCCAUCCUGCGCUGCUGGAGCGGAAGGUGUUUGGCGUGGAGGGAGGUAGCGCCUUCCUGGAGUGUGAGCCCCGUUCCCUGCAGGCGCGUGUGGAGUGGACCUUCCAGCGCGCAGGAGAGUCAACUCACACUCAGGCUCCCGACACCCUUACCAAGUCCAAGAGAAGCCCCGCCCUCGCCCAGCCCAUUGAGGUCCCUGACCCGCCCCUCACGUUCAGGUGAACCCCGCCCCGUUCG